AUGUCAGAUGCUGGGCUCGUCGCGCUUCUAAAGCCUCCAUCAUGGCUGCGGAGAAGAUUGCGCCCCACCCUUCGCAAAGUGGCUGUCGCGCUGGCAGCAGCAGGCCUCUCGGUGCUGGUGUACCGGAGGGUCCGAAGGGCGAUCCUGAUGAGCAGGCUCGUCAACGACCAGCUUGAGAGGUGGACCAGGAAAGGGCCAGCCAAGGAGCCGGUGGUCGAAUGUGAGGUUCCCGUCGAGCACGGAGCUACUGGCCAAGACGUAGACUUGGACGUGGUUGAGGUACCAGUGGGCCUGGCGUUCGAAUGCGAGCGCAUCAGGCAGCAGCUGCGCCAGAGGUUCGCCUGCGAAAGUGAUGCCCAGAUGGUCGAGGCGCUCUUGGCCCAUUUUCAGGAGCGCGCCGGCAUGGUCCCUGAGGACGAGGCUCUUCUGCAGCUACCUUGGAUAGAUGUUGCCGCGCUGGCACAGCUCACGUACUGGUAUGAUCGGCGGCCACGGGAGAAUGAGGAGGUGCAGGAGGCUCACAAAGAGGAGCGAAACCGCGAUGCCAAGUACGGGCGGUGGACGAAGAAGAUUGGACGAGAAAAGGUGAUCUAUUCGUCCGUGGGCCUCAAGUCGCGCGUUCGCACACGGGGCCACCUUGGCGCGAAGGUGUUCCGACGGCCGGCUGGCGUGGACGUCACCCGGCUCUCGACGCUCCAGCGCGCAGCGUCGCUGUGCGGCCAUGAGCCGCUCCUCUCUCUGGUGGAGUCCACCAUGGACAGCCUGCGGCCGAAGAACGUCGCACGCAUCGCUUGGUCCGAGGUGGAGACGCACGGAGCUCAGAUGACCAUCGGGAGGCUUUGGGGGAGGGAGUUUGGGGGAGGGAUUUGGGGCAAGUUUGAUCCCUGGAUCCCUAAGCCCUAA
Messenger RNA from Symbiodinium natans, 903 nucleotides. The record is from the annotation of a GenBank genome assembly. Lineage: Eukaryota; Dinophyceae; Suessiales; Symbiodiniaceae.